Molecule: messenger RNA, 1083 nt
Organism: Priceomyces carsonii
Lineage: Eukaryota; Fungi; Ascomycota; Pichiomycetes; Serinales; Debaryomycetaceae
Gene: PDR17
Product: Pdr17p
Exons: 1
Coding region: 1-1083 (360 amino acids)
Molecular function (GO): phosphatidylinositol transfer activity
Source: RefSeq, a predicted model, not a curated record
AUGAACUUGUUCAGGAGGAAAGAAAAAGAUUCCACGACAUCGUCGGUAACCUCUUUAGUGGAUUCUGAGUCUGUUUCUUCUAAAGGCACUUCUACAAGUGCGAGCAGUUCAGGAACGAAAAGAGGCUUAAUUAAGCGUCACAUUCCUUUCGACCUACCAGUUAAUCCCAUCACUGCUCCUCUGUUUGAUUUGGAUGAAGAACAGCAAGAGAAGUAUGAUACAAUAUUAAGCUAUUUUCAGAACUACAUUAAAAAGGAAUUACCAAUUAAUGACCUGCCAGAUGCUCCCCUUCAUAGUUUAAUUGAUGAUGAGCUUGCAUGGCUAACUAAAGAAUGCUUUUUGCGAUAUUUAAGAGCUACCAAGUGGAAGGUCGACUCAGCUAUAAAACGUAUUGAAGAUACAAUCCUCUGGAGAAGAACAUUUGGUGUUGUCGUGAUACCUGGACAUACAGACCCUAGCAAGAUUAUAACACCCGAUUUGGUAUCCAAGGAGAAUGAGACUGGGAAACAGCUAAUAAUGGGAUUUGACCAUGAUAAUAGGCCAUGUUUGUACUUGAGGAAUGGAUAUCAGAAUACACCUCCUUCGAUUAAGCAAGUACAACAUUUGGUUUUUAUGCUAGAGAGAGUCAUUCAAUUCAUGCCUCCUGGACAAGAUACCUUGGCACUAUUGAUUGAUUUCAAAGCGGCCCCGGAAGACAUGAAACUUUCCGCAAAAUUUCCGUCCUUAUCAAUUUCGAAGCAAGUUUUGCAUAUUCUUCAAAACCACUAUCCUGAAAGAUUAGGCAGGGGCCUAUUUACUAACAUUCCAUGGAUCGGUUAUACCUUUUUCAAACUCGUCGGUCCAUUCAUUGAUCCAUAUACCAGGCUGAAAACAAUAUAUGAUCAACCCUUUGGAAACUACGUUCCGAAGCAGCAAUUAGAUAAGGAGUUCAAUGGCAUUAUAGAUUUUGAGUAUAUUCAUGAUGUGUAUUGGCCAGAAAUGAAUAAGAUGGGUGAAGAAAAGUAUGAAAUUUAUUUGCAAAAUUUUCACAAGCUAGGAAGUAAAAUUGGUUUAAGUGAGUUUGAUUUGAGACGAACUGCUUAA